CAUGAAAAUUCCUAUAUAUGUUUGUAUGCAUGUGUACACACGCAUAGUAAGAUUCUAAGGAAACAGAGAAGACAACACAAAGAAAAUGAGAUCCUCUACUCAUAGUCGCCGCGGCUCCUCCCCCUUGGCUGCCUGUUUCCACCCUUCCACCGCCGCUACCAACGAAGAUACAUCGUCUUCUCUUCCAUCACCAUCAGCUACAUCGUAUUUUACCGGCGACCUCCCAAACCCAACCACCACUUGCAACUACCACACUAACGUCGGCGUUUUCUUCCUCUCAUGGUCUCAGUCCUUCCUACGCCGCUCUCUCCACCUCCAUUUCUACCACUGCAGCUCCGCAAAUUGCUAUCUCCACUCUCCCGAUUGCUACAGCCGCUCUGCUCCAUUCACUUUCAGACUAGAGAUCAAGCCUCUGACCUUCUGGAGAAAACAUGGAUCCAAGAAGAUAUCUAGAAAGCCUGAUAUUCGAGUCACGUGGGACCUGACUCAUGCAAGAUUUGGUUCAGGACCCGACCCGGUAUCCGGAUUUUACGUAGCCGUCCUUGUCUCCGGCAAGGUCGGUCUUCUGGUCGGAGAUUCUCUGAAACAGAGGCCCGAGAGACAAAUCUUGGUGUCGAGAGGUGAGAAUCUGUUUGGAAACAGAGUGUACCAUACGAAAAUCAAGAUUAAAGGAAAAGUAAGAGAGAUCGGUAUAGAUGUUAAGGUUCAUGAUGAUGCUACUCUCCGGUUUAGCGUAGACAAUAAAAAGGUUUUGAAGAUUGAGCAGCUUCGGUGGAAAUUCAGAGGAAACGCUAAGGUCGUGAUCGAUGAUGUGACAAUACAGAUAUCAUGGGAUGUAUACAACUGGAUGUUUGUUGACAAGGAUAAAGCUAAUCUGGCUAAAGUCCCUGCCGUGUUCUUGCUUCGGUUUGAGAAUCAAGAAGUGGAAGGGAACGAUGUGUUGAUGAUGAAGAAGCGUGAGCGGGACAACGUCGUCUUGGGGAAGGAGAACUCUCGAAUGCUGUCGUUUAGGGAGUCUUCGUAUGGUCACUGGUCUUCUUCUGUAAUGGAGUGGUCGACUUGUAAGGAGGAAGAUGAAAGGAGCUUUGGACAUAAGAGUUGGUUUUCUUUGGUUGUCUAUGCUUGGAGGAAGUAAAAUGACUCUUGGCAAUAGUUUCUUGAAAUCCCACCAUGGCUAAAAUAAGGAAUCCCAAUAUACCAAAGAUUAGGUCAAAUCAUCUAAUUGUUGUUAUGGCUUUCCUAUAAAUUACUUGUGUAGUUGUGUAUAUUUUUUUAGAAAUUUUUUACUCUUAUAAAGAGAUC
This is a messenger RNA of Brassica oleracea var. oleracea, 1302 nucleotides long. RefSeq lists its product as uncharacterized. Lineage: Eukaryota; Viridiplantae; Streptophyta; Magnoliopsida; Brassicales; Brassicaceae. The record is from RefSeq and is a predicted model, not a curated record. The transcript has a single exon. Bases 86 to 1135 code for a protein of 349 amino acids.